GUAACUAUUAGAUAUUUUUGCGGUGUUUCAGUGUGUGUUUGUUUGAAUUUUGAUUACAUUAAUUACAUUUAUCAUUUUUAAAAUGUGGUGGAUUCUGCGUCGAGCUCGGAUCACUGGCGCGUCGCUGUUCAGCCAAGCGUCCGGCACCACAAACAAUAACACCAAUAAAACAGAAACACGACCACAACGUAAAGACUACAAUCAGCUUUCAUCCAAUGAGAAACUUGACAACAGACAAAUUGAAGACGUGCACAUAGAUGAAGCCGAGGUGGAUUCCGACGCAAGCAGUACUGACUUAGAAGAGCGAGACACGCGCAGUGUUUGUCCGCCUUGUACGCAUGAUCGAUAUAACAACAACGUCCGAAGACGCGCCCAUGAUGAUUUUAGCGAUGAUACCGAUUACGAUGAAGCACUGACCUGCAACGUUUGUGACCGAUCAUUCCCGAGUCGACGUCAGCUCAGUGACCACCAGCAGAAGAAAAGACAUUUUGGCUGCAGCUCCUGCGAUAGUCUGUUCCCGUCGCUGAUGGCGCUCGAGCACCACAAGGAGGAGUUUCAGCACUGGAGCGACUCCUCUUACUGCUCGCACAGCGAUUCUGACGAGAGCGACGAAUGUCAUGAAGACAGGCAUCGAUUACUAUAAUGCCACCAUCUCAUUAUUGCCGGGGACAAACCAGCCAAGCUGGGCACUUUUGUUUAGUAACCUCUAGAUUGUAGGCGUGAUGCAAAUACAGAUAACAACUCGAUCAUUUAUCAUGUUAAAAU
Messenger RNA from Vanessa tameamea, 765 nucleotides. RefSeq lists its product as uncharacterized. Bases 83 to 643 code for a protein of 186 amino acids. NCBI's taxonomy places the organism in Eukaryota, Metazoa, Arthropoda, Insecta, Lepidoptera, Nymphalidae. The transcript has 4 exons. The record is from RefSeq and is a predicted model, not a curated record.